GAUUGGUCUUGAAGUAUCGAUGGCUGCGUUGAACACGUCAAGUAAUGCUCGAUGUAUUAUGGAGACACCCAUGCUCUUGUUGCUUGAGGCAGAUGCAGCGUUGCUCAUCAAUGCCAUCUUUAACGGCAUCAUUUCAGCUUCAGCCACAGCAGGAAAUCUGUUAAUUAUCUUUAGUAUUUUGCGUUCUUCAGCCUUGCAUUCGACAGCAAAUUUUCUUCUCCUCGGGCUGGCCCUGUCAGACUUUGGAGUUGGCCUUGUGGUAGAGCCUCUAUAUAUUACAGUCCUCAUCACGCGUUACCAACGCUUUCCCAUAAAUUGCACGCUCGUGGUUAUUUACAACGUAUCAUCGUCAUUUCUCGUUGUUAUCUCUAUGUUCACCAUCACGGCCAUAAGCAUCGAUAGGUACCUGGCAAUCCAUUUCCACUUGAGGUAUCCGCAGUUUGUAACGUUAAAAAAGGUAAUUUACCUCCAGAUAACCCUAUGGGCAACCAGUGCACUUUUGACACUGACGCGGUUAGCAAGUUUUCCCAUCUACCUCGCCGUCGGUAUGGUACUGAUCGUCCUUUGUUUCUUCUUGACCUGUCUUGCUUACAGUAGAAUUUUCAAAGUUUUGAGACGACAUCAGGCACAGAUUCAGAAUCAAAUCAGUUCUGAGACAACGCCGAAGAUGAAGCAGUUAAAAAAUUCUGUCAUUAACACGUUUUACGUGGUGUUCGUGUUUUUGGUUUGUUUCCUGCCUUACUGUUGUUUGACAGUAAUCAUUAUUAUUAACUCCAACACGCGAAGCAAAUCGUUUAUGUUACUUAAUUUAUAUUCCACCUCAAUCAUUUUAUUUAAUUCUUCUUUAAAUCCUCUCAUUUAUUGGUGGCGUCGCCGAGAAUUUCGCGAGGCUGUUAGGCAAACAUUUUUAAAUCCUUGCUGUACCAACAGUUGACUAAUAAUAUCAAAUACCUUCUAUACUCCGGCGAAAGCUGUUGGCAAGGGUUAUAUACCAACCUGCCAUACUGUUUUGAACAAAGGUAACGUAUUAUAGGUAACGUAUUAAAGGUAACGUAUUAUUUUGAACAAAGGUAACGGUAAUUAUCAGCUAGUUUAGAAAAGUAGUUUUAUUUUCAGGUAGGUAUCACCUUAUUACCCUACAAGUACACCGUAAAACCAUUUUUGAAGGGUUUACGGUCGUUUCGCCCGAAAUUCCGUUCGCCUGAAACCCUUUCGCCCGAACUGGAAGACGAUUCGCCCGAACAAAAAGUCGUUUCUCCCGGACUCAAAGUCGAUUCGCCCGGUGUAUUCUAUGAAGAUAUAAGUCAUAAUAUGUAGGUCGAUUUAUAAAAUAUGAGUCGUGUAGCGCGAUCAAAACUAUUCCCGAUCAAUAUAAUGACAUGCAUCACGUUGUCAGAAAUGAAUACUGAACAUGCAGAUUUCUUCUAAGCAUGCAAGAAACCCUAUUAAACCGGCCCGGUGCAAUAGCUGAGGCAAAAAACAAAAAAACAAAAAAAAAACACAUCAACAUACUGUAAUGCAACAAUUUAUUGAAUAUGAUCAAUAGACCUAUUUGCGUGAUACUACGAUAAAUACUUACUUCUAAGUCUAUAUAAACGUAACCUUACCUAUUUACAAUUGUAUAUUAUAAUUCCUAACCGAAUCUCAACCUAUUUAAAACUAUAACGACGUGUACGGUAUAAAUAUGUUGACUAAUAGCGAACAAUAAAUUAUUCCU
Orbicella faveolata is the source of this 1717-nucleotide messenger RNA. RefSeq names its product adenosine receptor A2b-like. Gene Ontology annotation, molecular function: G protein-coupled receptor activity. Gene Ontology annotation, cellular component: membrane. The record is from RefSeq and is a predicted model, not a curated record. Lineage: Eukaryota; Metazoa; Cnidaria; Anthozoa; Scleractinia; Merulinidae. Gene Ontology annotation, biological process: G protein-coupled receptor signaling pathway.